AUGGAAAACUUGGAGUCUACCAGUGGGAUGAUAAAGGCAGUCAAGCUGGCGACCAAGCAAGAGCUGGUAGAUGACCUGGCCGAUAUAGAAGAGGCUCUGGAGCUAGCCGCAUGUUUCCCUGUCAUAACACAUGUGGACCCCGCUGUGGAACAAGCCAAGGUUCAGGCUGUUUUGGAUGCCAAGGUGGCUGGAGCCAUGACAGCAGGCUGUGGCACUGAGUAUGCCCUGGGUCUGCCCAAGCUCUUGGCCAAGUAUGUGGACGUGUUUCGACUUACGUUUGGCAACGAUCCACCAGUGGACAUGCCCCCUAAAGGUGCACCUCACCAAGUUCACCAAGCCAGUUCGCUUCAAGAUAGAGGCUACUCUCUCCAUCAACGCGAGUUCAUGCAGAAGCAUGUGGAAAAGCUGGAGAAAGCUGGUUUCAUCUAUCGAAUCCCUACAAGCCGAUGGCCGUGUGCACCUUUGAUCGUACGCAAGCCCCAUACCAAGGAUGAGUUCUGUAUGACAGUGGACCUGUGCCCUGCCAACAUCCAGACGGAGCAGAUCGCUUGA
Aphanomyces invadans is the source of this 552-nucleotide messenger RNA. RefSeq lists its product as hypothetical. Lineage: Eukaryota; Oomycota; Saprolegniomycetes; Saprolegniales; Verrucalvaceae. The record is from RefSeq and is a predicted model, not a curated record. Bases 1 to 552 code for a protein of 183 amino acids. The transcript has a single exon.